ACAAGUGAAAAAAAAUGAAAUAAAUAAAUAUUAAGUUUGAAUGAAUAAUUCAUCAAUAUAUAUAUUUUUUGAUAAUCAUUGAAAUUAUAUAUAGAUUAUUGUGUCGAUUAUUAAAAAUUGUUUUAUUUUGAAAACAUGAAUUUAUUAACAAUAAAAAUAAAGUUUAUAAAUGUAGUAAUUAUAUUAAACAUUGUAUAUAUUAUACGGUGUGAUGACGACGAUGUGUUCAAAUGGGACGCAGAUAUGUAUCCGAGACUUACGGAAAGUGUAGCUCAGGCCAAGUUCUGUACCGGCAAUAAUCGCAAUCCACCCACAAAUAUAUGCGAUCCGGACGGCAUACUUGACAAAAAGGAAGCAUGGCUUUUGGACAAUUUGAUUGAUGAACCGCGUAAUCAAACACAAUGUCUAUGUGAUAGCUGUCCUCCACAUAAAAGAGGUCUUAAUAUUAAAGUAGCAUUAGUUAAGACAAUCAAAGUUUAUGGAAAUGUGAGUCUCGAAAAGACGGUCGAAAUGUUUGCCGAAAAGACUCGUAGGAAAUGGAGAGUUGAAGAACAAUGCAGUAAUGAUGUCCUCAUAUUUUAUUCAGUUUUUGAUGAUCAGAUAUUUGUGGCAAUGGGUGCCAAUGCUCACAAAGUGUUAACCGAUAAUAAAUUAGAAGAAGUAUUGAUUGAUACGAAAAAUCAUUUUACGAGUGGCUAUUAUCAACAGGGCUUAGAAUCAAUGAUAGCAUCGUUUCAAGAUUUUAGCGAUCAAUAUGAGCCUAAAUCAUACGGAAAGUUAGGCAUUGGAUCUAUUGUUUUGAUAGUGAUUUGUGUGACAAUCGCUUCAAUUGUCCUUUUAUUUGCUGUCUUCUGGUUCUGUGUUCGCAAAGAUCGCAAAACAUCGGAAAGCAAUAGAUUUGAGUUUAUCGGUAGUUGUGGUCGAUCUAAGAAUAAACAUAAAAAUAAAUCAAAUAAAAAAACUAAUAUUAUUAGUGAUCCCAUCUAUAAACCCGUUAGUACUAAUGACAACCACAAUGUGGAUAACCCUAUGAAAGCAUAA
Messenger RNA from Oppia nitens, 1041 nucleotides. RefSeq lists its product as uncharacterized. The record is from RefSeq and is a predicted model, not a curated record. Bases 136 to 1041 code for a protein of 301 amino acids. NCBI's taxonomy places the organism in Eukaryota, Metazoa, Arthropoda, Arachnida, Sarcoptiformes, Oppiidae. The transcript has 5 exons. Gene Ontology annotation, cellular component: acetylcholine-gated channel complex.